Molecule: messenger RNA, 768 nt
Organism: Indicator indicator
Lineage: Eukaryota; Metazoa; Chordata; Aves; Piciformes; Indicatoridae
Gene: DNALI1
Product: dynein axonemal light intermediate chain 1
Exons: 6
Coding region: 1-768 (255 amino acids)
Cellular component (GO): filopodium; axoneme
Molecular function (GO): dynein heavy chain binding
Source: RefSeq, a predicted model, not a curated record
AUGAUACCGCCGCCGGACUCGCUGCUGCGCUAUGACACGCCCGUGCUCGUCACCCGCCGCACCGAGAAGCGCUCCCCGAAAGUGAGCAGGGCCCCGCAAACCGCGGCGCCGACGGCCGGAAGCCAGGCGCCGCCCGCACCGACCGGACCCGUCCCGCCAAUCGCCUCCGAAUCCCCGAAGCAGGCGCAGGAGCUCCUCAACGCCAUCCUGCCGCCGCGGGAAUGGGAGGAGGAGAACCACCGGUGGGUGCAGGAGGUGUCCAGCGCGCCCGGCACCCGCCUGGACGUCGUCCAGCUCCAGGAGCAGCUGGACCUGCGGCUGCAGCAGCGGCAGGCGCGGGAGACUGGGAUCUGCUCGGUGCGCCGGGAGCUCUACUCGCAGUGCUUCGAUGAACUGAUCCGGCAGACCACCAUCGCAUGUGCCGAGCGUGGGCUGCUGCUGCUGCGCGUCAGGGACGAGCUGCAGAUGACGCUGGCUGCCUACCAGGCGCUGUACGAGAGCAGUACAGCCUUUGGCCUGCGCAAGGCGCUGCAGGCUGAGCAAGGCAAGGCUGACAUGGAGAAAAGGAUUGCAGAGCUAGAAGAGGAAAAACAGGAGCUGGAGAGACAAGUGAGUGAGCAGAAAGCUCUCUGUGCAGCUACUGAAAGACGGGAAAACGAAAAGCGGCAGAUAGAGGAAAAGAAACACUCUGAGGAGGUUCAAGUCCUGAAAAAAAUGAAUCAACAGCUGAAGGCCCAACUUGAAAGCAUCGUUGCAGCAAAUAAGUAG